UGAUGGUGGUGGUCGCGGUCGUCCCGUCGUUGUUACGCUUUUCUCGCCAUUUGUGGAUUAUUUACUAUUCUGCCUCGUCACGGGACCCGUGUGUGCACUUUUUUUCUACUUGACUGUCCGCGUGAUACCGUCGUUUGGUGUUUUACAUGUGAUACUCGACUAACGCGAUAAUGGACAGCAACAAGGACGAGGCCGAGAGGUGCAUAGACCUCGCCGAGAGAUACGUUCGCGAAAAGAGGUUCGACGACGCGGAAAAAUUCCUUAAAAAAGCCCAGAGGCUAUUCCCCACGAAGAAAGCCGAAGAUUUGUUAAUAACAGUCACAUUAAUGUCAAAACAAACUGGUAAAUCAGAACCUGAAGCAGAGGUUAGAAAAAGACAAACUACCUCAAAAGCAAAUGGGCCACAAGUUCAAACCACCAUUAACUACACAGAAGAACAAAUCGAGCAUGUCAGGAGGAUAAAAAAAUGUAAAGAUUAUUACGAAAUUUUAGGAAUUAAUAAAGAUGCUACUGACAGUGAGAUUAAGAAAGCAUACAAAAAAUUAGCAUUACAAUUGCAUCCAGAUAAAAAUAAAGCACCUGGAGCUGCAGAGGCAUUUAAAGCUAUAGGCAAUGCUGUAGCUGUUCUAACUGAUGUUGAAAAAAGAAAGCAAUAUGAUAUGUAUGGUUCAGAUGAAGAAAGAAUCAGUAGUUCAAGGCACACACAUACACAGUAUAGUUAUACACGAGGCUUUGAAGCUGAUAUUACAGCUGAAGAACUAUUUAAUAUGUUCUUUGGUGGUUUCCCUCAACAAGAAUUUUAUAUGCGCAGAGGUGGUGGUAGGUGGAUGAGACAAAAUGAAGCUCAACAUGCUCAGCAUACUCAUUCUCAACAACAAGCAAAUGGUUACACUACAUUCCUUCAAAUGUUACCUGUACUAUUACUAAUAGUAUUGACAAUGAUGAGCAGUUUUUAUAUCUCUGAUCCAGUUUAUAGUUUACACCAAAGUUCUAAAUAUUCAACACAAAGAAUUACUCAAAAUCUGAAAGUACCAUACUAUGUAAAGGACAACUUUCAAACAGAGUAUAAAGAUAAUUUAAGACGCCUUGAACAUUCUGUCGAAGAAGAAUACAUGAAUUUCUUACGGCAUUCUUGCUUUAGAGAAAGAAAUUAUCGAGAAUCAAUGAUGUGGAAAGCAAGAAGUUUCGGAGAUCAGGAACAAUUUCAGCGAGCUAGAAAUAUAGAAAUGCCUUCAUGUAAAAAGCUUCAAGAAAUGCAAUGAUAGUGAAAAAAGACUUAAAUAUAAUUUUUAAGUUUAAAUAAAAUUUGAAACAUGAAUUGUAAGUAUAUAAAAUGGUCACUUUUGAACAAGGUAAAUUUUUGUUCAAUAAGCAUAAUCUGGUUUUCGCAUUUCAUAUCUUAAAUAACAUUUGUAGAUUUUCUUUUUCUUUUAAAGUAAUUUUGUUCAAAUUAGCUUGUAAAAUAGAUUCACAGCGGAUAAACCUUAGGACCUUUUUUAAAAAAUACAUUAUUUCAAUGUGCAAUGCUUGCAGUGUAUGUUGUAAUUACAGUAAUUUCAUUGAAUUGGCGUUAACAAAAUAUUAUUUUUCCAAUCAACUUCUGACGUAUGAAUUUCUUUCAUUAAUACCUAUGUGUAAUGAUGCAAAUUUUAAAGUCCAUUUUUGAAACUGGUAAUCGAAUUCAUUUUAUUGAGUAUAAGGGCAAAGAGAAUCGUGAAUAGUUACUGAAUAUUAUUCAAGUGAAAGAGAUGAUUUUGCUAAACAAUCAUUUUGUAAAUACAGUAUUUUAGUGCAAUUUGUCUUAUCCAAUCUUAUUUAAUUUAUUU
Molecule: messenger RNA, 1826 nt
Organism: Phymastichus coffea
Lineage: Eukaryota; Metazoa; Arthropoda; Insecta; Hymenoptera; Eulophidae
Product: dnaJ homolog subfamily B member 12
Exons: 7
Coding region: 171-1262 (363 amino acids)
Biological process (GO): cellular response to misfolded protein
Cellular component (GO): endoplasmic reticulum membrane
Molecular function (GO): Hsp70 protein binding
Source: RefSeq, a predicted model, not a curated record